Messenger RNA from Colletotrichum higginsianum IMI 349063, 1728 nucleotides. RefSeq names its product AMP-binding enzyme. Gene Ontology annotation, molecular function: medium-chain fatty acid-CoA ligase activity. The record is from RefSeq and is a predicted model, not a curated record. The transcript has 4 exons. The coding region runs from base 1 to 1728 and encodes 575 amino acids. Gene Ontology annotation, biological process: fatty acid metabolic process. NCBI's taxonomy places the organism in Eukaryota, Fungi, Ascomycota, Sordariomycetes, Glomerellales, Glomerellaceae.
AUGGCGGUAGAACCAUCAUCGAUCCCGGCUUCUGAGCCCUUCGCCCCGGCGCAGAGACUGUCCAUCCUCCACGGCCCCCGCGACCCCCCUCUGGUUGAUCUCAGCCUGGGAGAGCUUCUGGAGCUCCAGACCUACCAGCACGGCACAAAGGAAUGCCUGGUCAUUCCAUGGACCGGUGCACGAUGGACGUACAACGAGCUUAACCAGCAGAGCUUGCUGCUCGCCCAAGCACUGUUGAAGAUGGGCAUCAAGUCUGGCGACAGAGUGGGCGUCAUGGCCGGCAACUGCGAGCAAUACGCGGCCAUCUUCUUCGCCGUGGCGAGAAUCGGCGCCAUCCUCGUCAUCUUGAACAACACGUACACGCCCAGCGAGGCCAUGUACGCUGUUGAUUUCUCAGAAUGCAAGGUCCUGUUCACGACCAAGCAGAUCGGCAGACUCGACAACACAAGAUUCCUGACCCAAUUGGCAAAUAAGGUCAACCGGCCCAAGGUUAUCAUGAUUCGGGGUGACACGAGCGGGUACGAGACAUACGACGAACUCAUCAAGUCAAGCUCAAGGCAGAGCCCGAGAGAGCUUCACCUCGCCAUGAGCAAGGUGGUUCCGCACCAAGUCUGCAACCUCCAGUUCACCAGCGGCACUACUGGUCGUCCCAAGGCUGCCAUGCUCACUCACCACAACGUCGUCAACAACGCCCGCUUCAUUGGUGACCGCAUGCGCCUGAGCCCCGAGGACGUGCUCUGCUGCCCCCCUCCCCUGUUCCACUGCUUCGGCCUCGUCCUCGGUCUCCUGUCUGUCAUCACACACGGUGCCAAGAUUGUCUACCCGGCCGAGGUUUUCGACACAAAGGCGACGCUGAAGGCCAUUCUCGAGGAGGAUUGCACAGCGCUUCACGGCGUGCCCGCCAUGUUCGACUCCCUGUUCCAGGCGGCGCCCGACGACUUCAGAUCUUCAAAGAUCCGCACCGGUAUCGUUGCCGGCGCCCCCGUACCCCGGUACUUGAUGGAGUUGAUGGUCAACCGUCUCGGCAUGCGGGAGUUUACCAGCAGCUACGGACUCACCGAGGCCUCGCCCACGUGCUUCAACGCCUUCACGGAUGACGCUCUGGGCAAGAGACUGACGACUGUGGGCACGCUCAUGCCCCACGCGUCGGCCAAGAUUGUCGAUAGAGACGGCAACAUCGUGCCCAUGGGCCAGCGCGGCGAGCUGUGCAUGGCCGGCUACCAGCUGCAAGCCGGUUACUGGAACAACUCGGAGAAGACCAACGAGGUCAUGGUCCGUGAUGCCGCCGGUGUCUUGUGGCUCCACACUGGUGACGAGGCCGUCUUCGACGACGACGGCUACUGCUCAAUCACAGGACGUUUCAAGGACAUAAUCAUCCGAGGCGGUGAGAACAUCUACCCCCUGGAGAUCGAGGAGCGCUUGAUGGCCCACCCGUCCAUCUCGCAAGCCAUCGUCGUCGGCCUCAAGGACGAGCAUUACGGCGAAGUAGUCGGCGCCUUUGUGCAGCGGGCCGAGAACUCGGAAAAGCCGACGUUCCAGGAGCUCAAGGACUGGGUGCGCGAGCGCCUCGGCGGGCACAAGAGCCCGGCGCACAUCUUCUGGCUCGGCGAGGAUGGCGUGCCAGCCAACGUGCCGCUGACAGGCAGCGGCAAGGUGCGCAAGUUCGAGAUGGCAAAGGUCGGCGACGAGCUCCUCAAGAAGAGCAGGACCGUCUCUGCCAAGUUGUGA